AUGGUGAGUGGCUGGACGCGUCUCGUGAACGAAAAGAAGAUUCUAGGGCUUCAGGGAAACCAGUCGUCGGAGCAAGCAAUUCCCUUCACCGGAGACGACGGAAGAGAAGACCAAAAACGAGAAGGAGAAAGGCACAAUCACAGGAGUGCUCUUCUCAUGCUUCUGCUCCAAGAGGAGUAAUUAUUCUCACCCAGAACUUGAGAGAUGAGGGUUAAUCCUGGAUUCUCUCCUGGGUGUAAGUAGAAAGGGCUGGCAGGUUGGUCUGUGGUAUCCAUGGUGGAAGGGAACAAGAAAUAAUGCAAGAAACUAUGCAAGAAUCAUCAGAAAAUGAAAACUGGACAGCGGAAGUGAGAUGGGUAUGAUUUGUGCUCUUGAUACCAUAAAGAGAAUGGGCCAGACUGAUAAAAGACAGGCCCAAAGGCCUUUAACCCAAAACGCAAAAAUACUCCUGCAUAGAUGCCUCGCAAUAUGGUGAGUGGCUGGACGCGUCUCGUGAACGAAAAGAAGAUUCUAGGGCUUCAGGGAAACCAAUCGUCGGAGCAAGCAAUUCCCUUCACCGGAGACGACGGAAGAGAAGACCAAAAACGAGAAGGAGAAAGGCACAAUCACAGAAUCCCUAUUGAAGUCUUGCAAAAAGCAUUGUGAGAGAGUUCGUUGGUUGCCCUACAUUGCUUCGCUGUCGUUUUGCCGGCCAAAACACGACAAUUGUUGCCGUUUCACUAUCUGCUUUGGACAUUCUUUUCUUCUCUCUCAGUUUGAUUUGAUAAUUCACGAUGAACGAUCUUCUCACUGAUUCAUUUGUUGGUGAGGCUGGUAAUGGCCAGCCUUCUAGAGAAAGUGACAUUGAAAUGGGACAUGCUCCGAGAAGCAACUCUGAUAUGGGAAUGGAAGCUUUUAAUAAGCAGAUCCAUGAGGUUGAUAAACAGAUCGAUAAGCUGGCGGUGCUGCUUCAAAAGCUAAAGGAAGCUAAUGAGGAAUCGAAAGCUGUUACAAAAGCAUCUGCCAUGAAAGGUAUCAAGAAGAGGAUGGAGAAAGAUAUUGAUGAAGUUGGAAAGAUUGCUCAUGGUGUCAAAACAAAGAUAGAGGCUAUAAACAAAGAUAAUCUAUCCAAUAGACAAAAGCCCGGCUGUGAGAAGGGAACAGGUAUAGACAGAGCAAGGAUGAAUAUGACAAAUUCCUUGACUAAAAAGUUCAAGGAUCUCAUGACAGAGUUCCAGACUCUUAGACAGAGAAUACAAGAUGAAUAUCGUGAGGUUGUGGAGAGAAGAGUUAUAACAGUUACUGGAACUAGGCCAGAUGAUGAGACAAUUGAUCACCUGAUAGAAACUGGAAACAGUGAGCAAAUCUUCCAGAGAGCAAUUCUAGAAGCAGGCAGAGGACAGGUAGUAAACACAGUAGAGGAAAUUCAGGAGAGGCAUGAUGCUGUGAAAGAGAUUGAGAAAAAACUUCUUGAUUUACACCAGAUUUACCUUGACAUGGCAGUGUUAGUUGACGCUCAAGGAGAAAUUCUGGAUAACAUUGAAAGUCAGGUCAACAACGCAGUCGAUCAUGUCCAGAGAGGGACAACUGCACUUCAAAAUGCUAAGAAACUGCAGAAGAACUCACGAAAAUGGAUGUGCAUUGCCAUCAUUAUACUGUUGAUAAUAGUAGCUAUCAUAGUUGUGGGUGUUCUCAAACCUUGGAAGAGUAGCUAGUGCACUUGAGUGUGUGGCCUUGUACCCUUUUGUCCAUAACAUAUGCAUUUGUGUCAAAAGAACAUCUUAGAGCAGAAUUUUUAGCCCUCUUUUAUAUUGUAUGAUCCAGAUGUUAUGUUUGUUUUGUGUGGUGUGACUGAUUUCUGGAUACAUUCAUUGUGGUGUCUCAUGAUAUAAAUUCAUAUUCUUUGUAGCCCCAAAGGUUUAUCAUGAUCAUGGUCUUUUGUUUCCUUUUAUUAUUAUUCUAUAAAGCUGUUUCUCUGUCACUGUCUAGUUGUAAUCUUGCAUUGAUAUUCUUCUUGGAAAGAAAACACAUCCAUAGAGAACACUCAUCAGUGCUUCCUAGUUCUCAUUUUUGUCAGCUGGUUUAACAAUUUUAUUAGCGUACGUAAUAACCUUUGUAUAAACGUGAGACAAGGUGCACAUAAAUUGGUGAAAUCCUGUGGAAAUAUUUCUGCUGAUUUUAUGCUCUACACAUAAUGUCAGUGUAGCUUCAAUAGGUAUUUCAAAAAUAAAGGCUCACUUUCUGAUAUAUUUGCUUCUUCAAUUCACACUACCAUCUUAUUUCUUACUCCAUUUCUUUGUUGGUUGUUAUGUAUCUUCAUUAUCUUCUUUUUCUUCAUAUAAUAAUAAUAAUAAUAAUAAUGAUUUUUGUUAGAAAUAUUAUUAUUAUUAUAGGCACUUACGUGCAUAUCGAUAUACAUUAUCCUCUAUAUCUAUAAAUUUGAAAAGCUAGCUGGCUACUUUAUGAGCUCUUUUCGUAUUCAAUUUCAAUGAUAUUUUAUUCUAUCAUGCACUUAUGAAUUACAUUAUUCCUCUGAACAACUAUUUUUAUUGUUCUUAGGAAAAAUCUGCCAGGAUUUUUCUUCGUCUUUAUUUAAAUUUCUUUACCUCUUCAUGAUUUCUUUAUCUUUCCUUGAUUCCUUCAUUUUUUUUAUUUAAUCUAAUUUGUCUCUUAUAAAGUCAUCUUUGUUCCUUUUCAUUUGGGUACUGAUUUAAAUUGAUGUAUCACUGUUUUAAUUAUUUAUUUAAUUUUUAUUUUUAUUUAAUUUCUUACCUAACCUAGUUUUAAUUUAUUUCAUGAUCUUGACCACAUUGAUUAUGCCUUGAAACUAAUUAAAACGUAGACAUUAUUGAAAUUUUAUUAUUUUUAUUUACUAACAAUUAUUAUAGUUAGACAUAUUUCUUUAUCUUUCCUUUAUUCCUUCUUUUUUUAUUAUUUAAUCUAAUUUGUCUCUCUUAUAUCACUUUUUUUUUUUAAUUUCCUAAAGAUAAAUCAUCUUUGUUCCUUUUCAUUUGGGUACUGAUUUAAAUUGAUGUAUCACUAUUUUAAUUGUAAUGCAUUUCAAUAUGAAUUUUAUUUGAAUUUCAAAAGAAAAUGCAUCUGUAAGAAUUCUUAGUUAGCUCUUGAACUCUUGCUUGAUCAUCUGCAGAAUUACUUUUAAUUACUAAGUUAAUAAUUUGAGUAAGUGAUUACAUGAUUAUUUUACUAAUUUUUUUCCUCCUCAUGCCUUUGAAUACCAAAAAUUGAGAGGGUGAGAAUGAAAUACGGUAUUUUCCUACAUAACAUGUUUAUGCCUUUUAGAGUAGAAGAACAAAAAGGUGAGUUAAAAUAUAUAAAAAAUGGUUAAAUAUAUUUUUCUUUUCUAAAUUAUUAUAAAAAAUUUCAACUAACAUUAAAGAUUAUAUUAUAAUCCACUGUGAAAUUUCAUGACAUGAGACUUCAGAUAUAAUUUGUUAGAGAAGAUAUUUUAGAUAACUUUUAUAAAGAAUAAAACAAUUUUUUGUAAUAAUUUGAAACAAAAAUAAAAAAACCUAUUUAGUUGAAGAUAUUUAGGUAAAGAGAAAUGGUAAAAGUAGUAGAAUGAAAAUAAAAGAGACACUUCAGUAAUGUAUUUGGGUGCGUUAGGCUGAGGAGUGGAUCGAGGAAUAGAAAAUUUUCACCCACUAGGUGGGAUUGAAUGGUCUCAGGGAUUUUAAAUUGCUUUCAACUGUGAAAAAUAUUUUAUGAAAAAAUUUUAAUUUUUCAUAAAAUAAUAAUUAUUAUAAUGACUUACACUUUCCAUUUGUUUCUUUUUAUUCCUUUUAGGACAAAACUUACAGGAUAUUGUAGGUAUUGUUGUUCAAUAAUAUUUAUAGUUUUAGUUUUAGAUAUAUAGAUUGUGCCAUGUAAGCACGAGAAGUUUAAAAAUCAUACUAUACAAAGAAACAAAAUAACUUGAAUUAUAGAUCUAAUCAUGUCUUUUAAAAAUGCCAUUUUGUAAUGAACAGGUGACAAACGCAACUGAUCAUGUGAGACUGGGUAACGAUGCUCUCCAAACUGCAAAAAGUUUGCAAAAGAAGUCAAGAAAAUGCAUGAUGAUUUCCAUUAUAUUGCUCUUGGUCAUUGCCCUCAUCAUCGUACUCGCUGUUUUGGAACCAUGGAAGAAGUAACUAGAAGAAGAGAGGAAAGUAAUUUUAUUGCUUAGAUAUAAAGAACUUAAAUGUAGAUAUUCACAUUUAAUUUUCUUCGAAUGAAAAUGAAAACCCUCAACUGUUAUAGUAGUUACUUCGAUUGUAGUACUUCUA
This is a messenger RNA of Vigna angularis (adzuki bean), 4262 nucleotides long. Its product is annotated as syntaxin-132-like. The transcript is spliced from 15 exons. Gene Ontology annotation, molecular function: SNAP receptor activity; SNARE binding. NCBI's taxonomy places the organism in Eukaryota, Viridiplantae, Streptophyta, Magnoliopsida, Fabales, Fabaceae. Bases 774 to 1694 code for a protein of 306 amino acids. Gene Ontology annotation, biological process: exocytosis; intracellular protein transport; vesicle fusion. The record is from RefSeq and is a predicted model, not a curated record. Gene Ontology annotation, cellular component: endomembrane system; SNARE complex; plasma membrane.